This is a messenger RNA of Monodelphis domestica (gray short-tailed opossum), 3606 nucleotides long. It is a transcript of the gene CAPN3, whose product is annotated as calpain 3. Gene Ontology annotation, molecular function: calcium ion binding; calcium-dependent cysteine-type endopeptidase activity. The record is from RefSeq and is a predicted model, not a curated record. NCBI's taxonomy places the organism in Eukaryota, Metazoa, Chordata, Mammalia, Didelphimorphia, Didelphidae. Gene Ontology annotation, biological process: negative regulation of apoptotic process; proteolysis. Gene Ontology annotation, cellular component: cytoplasm.
UUCUCUGGGCCCCUGACACAGACACAUACAAACACUCUUCUCUCUGACAUAACGUGCUCCUGGUAGGAACCCUUGAGAUAAAAGAGGCUUUUCUUGUUCCUUGAUCAGAAAAAAAAAAAGUCUUGACUCCAGAGGGCCAUAUGGCCACACUAAGGUAUUUAGGAUGGAGAUAUGGAGGACAACCUUUCAGAGAAGGUUAAAAUUCUGAAGUCUCCAUGUUGACGUUGUCUCUAAAAGGACUGUCUCUCAAAGGACAAAGCCUUCGGUUGAGCAGCUCUGACUUCCUCUUUCCUAUUGCUUCCUUUCCCUGGAGGUAACAUUUAUUUUCAUCUCUUUCGAAAAUUUUUUUCCUUCUUAAGUUGCCAGUGAUGCCAACUGUCAUUAAGGCUUCUGUGGCUCAGCCAACAAGGGCUGGGCCCCUCUCCCCAGGACUGAUCCCUCCCCCAGUCCGUACCCCAACCACCGAAACAGGUGGGCUGAAUACUGGGGGCAUCUAUUCAGCUAUUAUCAGUCGGAAUUUCCCUAUUAUUGGCGUCAAGGAGAAGACUUUUGAGCAGCUACACAAGAAAUGUCUAGAAAAGAAGGUUCUGUAUCUGGAUCCUGAUUUCCCCCCCGAUGAGACCUCUCUGUUCUACAGUCAGAAGUUCCCCAUCCAGUUUGUCUGGAAGAGACCACCGGAAAUCUGCGAGAAUCCCAGGUUUAUCAUUGGUGGAGCCAACAGAACUGACAUCUGCCAAGGCGAUUUAGGGGAUUGCUGGUUCCUGGCUGCCAUUGCCUGUCUGACCCUGAAUGAGCGACUACUUUUCCGAGUUAUCCCCCAUGAUCAGACUUUCACUGAAAACUAUGCUGGGAUCUUCCAUUUCCAGUUCUGGCGCUAUGGAGACUGGGUAGAUGUGGUUAUUGAUGACUGCCUCCCAACCUAUAACAACCAGCUGGUCUUCACCAAAUCCAACCAUCGCAAUGAAUUUUGGAGUGCUCUGCUGGAGAAGGCCUAUGCAAAGCUCCAUGGCUCUUACGAAGCCCUGAAAGGUGGUAACACCACAGAAGCGAUGGAAGACUUCACUGGAGGAGUGACAGAGUUCUUCGAGAUCAGGGAUGCUCCCAGAGACAUGUACAAGAUCAUGAAGAAAGCUAUUGAGAGGGGUUCCCUCAUGGGCUGCUCCAUUGAUGAUGGUACAAACAUGACCUAUGGGACCUCUCCUGGUUGUAGCAUGAGGGAGCUGAUUGAUAGAAUGGUGAAGAAUUUGGAUCGCUCCCAUCUGAGGGACUCAGAUCUAGAUCCGAGAGGCACAGAUGACAGGCCAACCCGGACAAUUGUUCCUGUACAGUAUGAGACACGAAUGGCCUGUGGGCUGGUCAAAGGUCAUGCAUAUUCAGUCACCGGACUAGAGGAGACAACAUUCAAAGGAGAGAAGGUGAAGCUGGUACGACUGCGGAACCCCUGGGGUCAGGUGGAAUGGAAUGGCUCCUGGAGUGAUGGCUGGAAGGACUGGGUCCUGAUUGACAAAGAAGAGAAAUCUCGCUUGCAGCAUCAGGUGACAGAAGAUGGGGAGUUCUGGAUGUCCUAUGAAGAUUUCAUGUAUAAUUUCACAAAGCUUGAGAUCUGCAACCUCACAGCUGAUGCCCUGGAAUCUGACAAGCUCCAGACCUGGACUGUGUCUGUGAAUGAGGGACGAUGGGUGCGGGGAUGUUCUGCAGGAGGUUGCCGCAACUUUCCAGACACUUUUUGGACCAAUCCUCAGUAUCGCUUGAAACUUCUGGAGGAAGAUGAUGACCCUGAAGACAAUGAGGUUGUCUGCAGCUUCCUGGUGGCCCUGAUGCAAAAGAAUAGGAGGAAAGACAGAAAAUUGGGAGCCAACCUCUUCACCAUUGGCUUCGCCAUCUAUGAGGUGCCAAAAGAGAUGCAUGGGAACAAACAGCACCUUCAAAAGGAUUUCUUCUUGUACAACGCCUCCAAAGCUCGGAGUAAAACCUAUAUCAACAUGCGUGAAGUAUCCGAGCGCUUCCGCCUGCCCCCCAGUGAAUAUGUCAUCGUCCCCUCCACCUACGAUCCCCACCAGGAAGGAGAAUUCAUCCUUCGGGUCUUCUCUGAAAAGAGGAACCUCUCUGAAGAUGUCGAAAAUACAAUUGCUGUGGACCAUCCUGUGAAAAAGAAAAAGAACAAGCCCAUCAUCUUCGUGUCUGACAGAGCAAACAGCAACAAGGAGCUGGGUGUGGACCAUGAGUCUCAGGAGGGCAAGGAUAAGCCAGAGAAACCAACUCAGCCAACCUCAGGCAACACGGACCGGGAGACCGAGGAGCAGGUGCAAUUCAAGAAUAUUUUUCGACAGAUUGCGGGUGAUGAUAUGGAAAUUUGUGCUGAUGAACUCAAGAAUGUUCUCAACACAGUGGUGAACAAACAUAAAGACUUGAAGAUAGAGGGAUUCACCCUGGAGUCCUGCCGAAGCAUGAUUGCCCUGAUGGAUACUGAUGGUUCUGGGCGGCUGAACCUGCAGGAAUUCCACCACCUCUGGAAGAAGAUCAAGAGCUGGCAGAAAAUCUUCAAACACUAUGACACAGACCACUCCGGCACCAUCAACAGCUAUGAAAUGCGUAAUGCCGUGAAUGACGCAGGCUUCCACCUCAACAGUCAGCUCUAUGACAUUAUCACCAUGCGCUAUGCAGACAAGCACAUGAACAUCAAUUUUGACAGCUUCAUCUGCUGCUUUGUACGGCUGGAGGGCAUGUUCAGGGCUUUCCAAGCCUUUGACAAGGACGGAGACGGCAUCAUCAAGCUCAACGUUCUCGAGUGGCUGCAGCUUACAAUGUAUGCCUGAACAGAGCCUCCCUCACCUCGACUAAAAUGAAACGUUCUGCACCAUUCACAUCAAGCGCAGAAGCUAGAGCCACUUCUAAGAAACAAGCCCGCCUCUACCAGCCUGGGGUUCCCACAGUGGUUCUCUUCCCUGUCAUUCGGUGCUCCCAGCCAGGCUUAGGAUUCCAAAUACCUACCCCAGGCCAUGGCUGCUCCCCAACCAACCUUAGUCUCCAUGCUAAGGUGUGAGCAGAGAUAGAACUUCUCUUCCCUACAAAAGCAGUGACAAUAUCCCAGAAAGCACUACAGUGAAGCAAAUCUCGGCCAACUUCAUACAGUUGCAGUUUAGCCUUGGGGGAAGAUUUUUACUGGAGAACAUCAGUCCAGGCACCUAAAAAGCUAAUUGUAAUUAGAUCCUAGAGCAAGGGUUGGAGCUGCCAAGGCUCCCAAAUCUCCAGAUUAGAAAGCUAUAAUUAAUGACUACUAGGAAACUAUAACAAGUUCCAAACCAGGCCAGGGCUGAGGAAGGGUAAAGAAAUGCCUCCAGGGAUAUUUGUGCGACAUUGUCCCUUGCUGGUUAAAUUAAAGAAAAAUUCCUUCAUUGUUGACAUGUUGGUGGAUAUUAAGCAUGAAGAGCCUCCUAGACUCCUUCCCUCGUCCCCAGCCCUUGGUUCUGCCUUAGUUUUAUUUCAGAAUUGUAUCUGUUCUGGAUUUAUACAGAGGAAAGGUAGAUCAAUCCUUGUUGGAUUGUCACAGAUGACUGGUUGUGGUGCCAAUAAGAGUUCCCAAUUAAUAAAAGGCAUGUGUCUGGC